AUGUCAUGCGUCCACCAUCUGCGCUACACCCUGGGGGACUCCUCUAGUAUUUCUUGUUGUGAUGUUGUUGUUGUAAGGAUUUCUGACUCUGUUGAUAGUGUUGUUGUAGAUGUUGUUGCUGAUGCAGGUACUGAUGUUGAUGAUGAGGAGAGUGUAGGAGAUUACAUAGAGGUAGCAAUAUCCCAAGAAUCACUUCUUCCAGUUACACAAUCACCUAAGCUAGAUGUUAAUGAUAUAAGUGUAGGGGAUUGUACAUUGGAAGCAAUAUCCCAAGAAUCAUCUGAACCAAAGUCUGAGCUAUUGUUUGAUGAUGAGGAGGUCACAACCACCUUUCUAGAACCUCCAGUGGAGAACUUCUAUGAUGCUUUGAUCAAUGACGAACUACGCGUGGAGGAGGACCUACUUCGUGCUAAGGAGGCUGAAUUCCUAGCUGCUCUGGCCCCUCCCCCUGUAAGCGAAGGGCCAACUAUUUUAGCCGAAGUGCCUAGCUCGUCGGAGCUUCAUGAGGCUCCAGGAGGUUCUUCUAGGGAUCUUGCUGCGCAGAUCCUCCCUGAUCCUGCUUCCACUAUUCCGUCUCCCGCAGCUGUUGAUGUCUCCUCAUCUGCCUUUACUCCUCUUAUUGAGCUUACAUCCCCUGUUUUGGAUAUGCUCCCAGCGGUGGCUAGAGAACAUGGGCUGCAACAGCAAGUUACCGAACUGUCUUCUGCCGAAUUUUCUGCUGCCGCCAAGAAGCAACUUGAAACUCAAAUUGAGAGUCUUGAGGCCCAAUUCAAAUUGGUUACGGACCUUAAUCAAGAGUUGACUUCAAAACUUGGCGAGUUAAAAGAUAAUUAUGAAGCAGAGUUGAGUGAGAAGUUGAAGGCCUUGCAAUUAAAAGAAAACGAGGUGGCAUCUCUAAAUAGUUCCCUUGAUUUGACCAAAGCCGAGGUUGCUGCUAGGGAAAAAGAAUUGAAAACCUCUCAGAUGGCCCUUGGGGAAGAAUGGUUACAUACCCGCCGAUCCGAUCCUAAUCCUUCUACUCUGGGAUUGCUUUCAGAGGAAGAACGAUGGGCAGAGGCUGCCUCACUUGCCGAAGAGGAAGAAGAAGAGGCUUUUGUUACCUUAGUUCAGAAGCCAAAUCUUACUAAGACUUCUCCUUUUAGCGACUUCUUUGGUACUUUUGUACAAACUCCUCUUGUCCCAGCACCCAUCUCUCUUGAGAGAGCUUCCCUGAUUUCUGCUCCUGAGAAGAAUGAUAUUCCUCCUGCGUUUUCUGCUCCUUUGGCAUUGGCCUUGCCCCCCUUGGCCUCUAGGUCUCGAGCUAAACGGACGCCUUGUCGGAGAUCUUCUUCAAAUAUUAGUCCUUCAGCUGUUGAAUCCCCCUCCCCUGUCUUACCAUCGAUUCCAUCCACUUCUUUUUCUGCUCCUCUUGUUUCUGCUUUUCCUCCUAUUGCGUCUUCUUCUUCUUCUCUACCUCCUGUGUCCCCCAUUCCCCGACCUUUGUUCAAACAAGCUCUGGGUCUUCCUUCUCAAUUGGGACGACCCUCUGAACCGUCUAGCUAUGGCUUGUUACAACUACAGGGCUUAUUAGCUGAAUCUUGGUCACUAGGUCAAGAGCAGCUAAGGGGUCUUAGUCUUCCUCAUCGAGCUGAUCGUCAUAGUCGCCAGGCAAUAGCGUUACUUGCCUCAAGUUUACAAAUUGACCAGCUGCUCGUAACUAAAGAUUAG
This is a messenger RNA of Zingiber officinale, 1707 nucleotides long. Its product is annotated as endochitinase A-like. The transcript is spliced from 8 exons. Bases 1 to 1707 code for a protein of 568 amino acids. The record is from RefSeq and is a predicted model, not a curated record. Lineage: Eukaryota; Viridiplantae; Streptophyta; Magnoliopsida; Zingiberales; Zingiberaceae.